GCCUUGAGUUGGACAUUUUCAAGGCCUAAGAACUGUAAAUUGUAAGAUAAAUCCUCAUUGUAAAAGUCGACCCAUUUCUGGUAUAUUGCAUUCUGGCAGCAUUAGCAAACUAAAACAUAAGGCAUGAUAGACAAAAGGAGUUAGGGGCUUACAAAACUAGGGGUGGUAAAAGUCAGGGUCAAGGGCAUGUCACUGUCCCUGUGGCCCAGAAGUGGGGAAGCCACUGCUGCUGCCACCAAAAUUUCCAGCAUGACAACUGCCACUCUCACCCCAGAGCUGAGGAUCUGAUGCUGGAGAGCUGAGUGUGCCCACUGCAUGUCUCCCCGCCACACCUCCUGGCCGGCACAUGGGGGUCGCUGCUGCCUGGGCCACCCCACCGGCCUUCCCAGCCCCUGCCUCUCCUUGCUCUGCGUGUUCCCGGCACCCAGAGCUGAACUUGUGCCCUCCCCUGCUCACACUCCUCCCAUGGCUCCCCAGUGCCCUCAGGUAAAAUAAAACUUGGGGAGGUGUUGGAGAUCCCGAUUCUCCGAUCUUGUCCGACCCAAACCCCCUCCCCAAACCAGACACCAUGCUGGGCAUCUUGUACCCAAGAACCUCCCAACUCCGAGCCCCUGCCUGAGGAGCCCCCUCUUCCCAGAAUGCCCUUCCCACCCGUCACACAAGGCCUGCGUCACCAUGGCCACCAUUCUGGUCUCCCCGACAACCCCCUCUUUGGUUCCAGGGCUUCUCCCUUUCUGACUCAGAGGCCCAGGAAAGAGACACAGGUCAAGACAGUGGAGGGCUCAGGCUCAAUGGCUGUGAAUUUUCAGGAAAAUGUCACCCUGGCCCUGGCUGUGUUCACCAUCCUAGCCUCCAUCUACUUCUUCAACAAGGCUCAGCAGUGAGAAGAACGCAAGAUCUCAACCUAAGGUCCCCACCUCUGCCCUGGACUUGACUCUGGCCUCUAAGAUCAAAUAAAUGUGACUGAACCGC
Choloepus didactylus (southern two-toed sloth) is the source of this 972-nucleotide messenger RNA. RefSeq lists its product as uncharacterized. NCBI's taxonomy places the organism in Eukaryota, Metazoa, Chordata, Mammalia, Pilosa, Megalonychidae. The transcript is spliced from 3 exons. The record is from RefSeq and is a predicted model, not a curated record. Bases 639 to 884 code for a protein of 81 amino acids.